UGAUAGAAGAAAGCAACAAAUAAAGAAUAAUAAAAAGGAUUUGUAGAAUUAAAUUGCAAAAGAAGGAAGCCAGAAGUUUUCCACUGGGGCAGAAUUUGAUCUUGUAAGGAAGAGAUUGGAAUCAUGGAAAACCGCUUUUGGAAAAGACAAGGUCUGUAUUUCCUUCUUUUUUUCUCAUUCUUUAGAGUAAUGUGUACUUCAAUUCACUUUUCUGUCCUUGAAGAAAAGAAAAACGGAUUUCUGGUGGCUAAUGUGCUUAAGGAUUUAAAACUGAAAACUGGGGAGCUCUUGAAACGCAAAGCACAUCUGGUUUCUGAGGGCACUCAGGAAUAUUUCCACCUUAACAUCCCUACUGGGAAUUUGUUGGUUCAUAAUAAAAUAGACAGAGAAGCUUUAUGUGGCCAGAAUGACCCUUGUUUACUUCGAUCUCAAAUUGUGCUGGAAAACCCCUUAGACAUCUUUAAUAUUGAAAUCAAAAUAGAAGAUGUGAAUGACAAUGCUCCCAAAUUUUGGAAAAACAAAGUGGAGCUGGACAUUCCCGAGAAUGUUCCUCAAAGUACAACAUUCCGCUUGGAAUCUGCUCAAGAUGAGGAUCUGGGAGAGAAUAGCAUUCGCAACUAUACUCUCAGUCCCAAUGAGCAUUUUCAACUUGAAGUACAUAAGCAGGAAGAUGGAAGUAACAAUAUGUAUCUUGCUUUGAAAAAAAUGCUAGAUAGGGAGAAGGUGCCACAUCUUGGACUGACUCUGAUGGCUAUUGAUGGAGGAGUGCCACAAAAAACUGGCACAAUGCAAAUUAAUAUCAAUGUUUUAGAUAUUAAUGAUAACUUCCCUCAGUUUAGUAAGUCUGAAUAUAAAGUAAAAAUAAAGGAGAACAUUGUUAAGGGAACGCUGGUGACUAAAGUGGAAGCUACAGAUCUUGAUUUUGGUUCGAAUGCACAGAUCCUCUACUCAUUCGACCAAGUGCCUGAAAGAAUAAAUAAUUUGUUACAUUUAAAUGAAAGGACUGGAGAAAUCACCGUUUGGGGACAGAUUGAUUUUGAGAAAGUUAAGAGUUAUAGCAUGAACAUCAGAGCAACAGAUAGUGGGGGACUUUCAGGGCACUGCAAGGUACUGAUAGAGAUUGAAGACGUGAAUGACAAUGCCCCAGAAGUGUCCAUCAUAACUCUGACCAGCAUCUUAAAGGAGGAUUCUCCCCCAGACACAAUGGUGGCCCUCUUCAGUGUUAGAGACCAAGACUCUGGAGACAACAGCAAAACGGUCUGCUCCAUGGAGAUGAACCUCCCUUUUGUGCUGAAAGCCACCACAAACAACUUUUAUCAGCUGGUGCUCCAAAGUCCCCUAGACAGGGAGACCCUUGCUGAGUACAACAUCACCAUCACAGCCAUUGACUGGGGCUCUCCUAGGCUCACUUCAACAAGAAUGAUUAAUAUUCAGAUCUCUGAUGUCAAUGACAACCCUCCGCUUUUUGGAAAGUCUUUAUAUGACAUGCAGAUCUGGGAGAAUAAUAUCCCAGGCUUGCUCAUCGGCUCAGUCCACGCUGUGGAUCUGGACACAAAUCUGAAUGCUAAAGUGACUUACUCUCUUUUGCCUGAGAAGGGUGAUGUCCUAGUGCCCUCUUCCAUCUCGGUCAACUCUGAAACUGGAAACGUGUAUGCCCUCCGAUCCCUGGACUAUGAGCAGAUAAGAGACUUCAGGGUUACUGUGAAGGCGACUGAUGGUGGUUCUCCUUCCCUGAGCUCAGAGGUGAUUGUCCGAAUCAUCGUCAUAGAUGAAAACGACAACGCUCCCUUCUUCCUGUAUCCCCUCCAGAACAGCACGUCCCCAUGCAAUGAGCUGGUUCCCAAGUCGGCUGAGGCCGGCUAUCUGGUCACCAAGGCGGUUGCAGUGGAUGGAGAUUCUGGUCAAAACGCUUGGCUUUCCUAUGAAUUGCUGAAGGCCACGGACCCAGCCCUUUUCAGCAUAGGAGCGCAGAAUGGGGAAGUGAAAGCGAGGAGAGCCCUGAACGAGCGAGACACAAACAGACAGAGGCUAGUGAUACUGGUCAGGGACAACGGUCUUCCUCCCCAGACCAGCACUGCAUCGCUUAACGUUCUUCUUGUGGAUGGCUUUUCGGAUCCCUUCCUGAGGAGGGUGGAUGUCAGUGUGCAAGAACCAGAAGAAGAUAAAACUUUGACCACGUAUUUGGUGAUCUGCUUGGCCGCAGUCUCCUUUGUGUUCCUGUUCUGUAUUGUUGUGUUCAUUGUGGUCAAAGUCCUCAAGAAGGAUCCCCAAAGCACCUUCAGUGCUGCGCCUCCUCACUUCCCACCUGCCAGUGCCGAUACCCCAGAGAACUGUGCUGAUUCACAGAAUGGGUCACUUUCCAGGGCUUACCGUUACGAUGUUUGUUUGACUGGUGGAUCCUUAAGUAGCGAGUUCCGAUUUCUCAGGCCUUUCAUUCCUGUGUUUUCGGUGGGUGAUGUUAACGUCCCAGGGAACUAUAAGACUUCCUCUGGCCCUCAAGACACACCUGAGCAUAUUGCUGGUGAUGGUGCAAAGAAAGAGUCCCUGAAAAAGGCUGAGAAAAUGGAAAUACGUCAUCUUGGCAGGCAAGUGGUCUUGUUCUUUAUUUAUCUAUGUAACUCUGGUAUGUUGUGUGAACCGUUCCGCUAUUCAGUGCCUGAGGAGAAGGAAGCUGGCUCAAUAGUAGCAAAUGUGCUGAAAGAUUUGAAAGUAGAUGUGAAGGAGCUCUCUGCUCGCAGAGCACAGUUGAUUUCUAAGAGUUCCAGGCAGGAUUUCCAGCUGGAUCCUCAUUCUGGGAAUAUCAUGUUAAAGGGUAAACUUGACCGAGAAAUUGUAUUUGAUCAGAAUGACCGUUGCGUUCUAUUCUCAGAAAUUGUGCUGGAAAAUCCUUUGCAAGUGUUCAGAAUUGAAAUUCAGGUAGAAGAUGUGAAUGAUAAUUCCCCUACGUUCUCUAAGAAUCAAUUCCUUUUUGAAAUACCCGAACAGACUCCCGUAAAUACACGUUUCCCUUUGGAGACAGCCCAAGAUUUAGACAAAGGGAAAAAUGCUAUCCAGAACUACAUACUUAGCGCAAAUGAACAUUUUAAGCUGGAUGUGCAAAGUCAAAACGACAGCAACAAAUAUGCAGAACUGCUUUUGGCAAAACCAUUAGACCGUGAGGUGAUUCCUCAGUUUAUCCUCAUUCUGGAAGCUGUGGAUGGAGGGAUCCCAAGAAGAACUGGUACAGCACAGUUAGUUAUUGACAUUCUGGAUACCAAUGAUAAUGUACCCCAGUUUGAACAAUCGGUGUAUAAAGUGCAGCUGAUGGAAAACAGUCAUCCAGGUUCUUUGGUUGCCAAAGUUAAAGCCACUGACAAAGAUAUUGGAUCCAAUGCUCACAUCACUUACACUUUUAGCCAAGUACCAACAAAUGCACUCAGAUCAUUCAAGUUAAACAACCAUACUGGGGAAAUUACCCUUGUAGGGAAAAUUGAUUAUGAAAAAACCACUAAAUAUGAACUGAAUAUCAAAGCAACAGAUGGAGGGGGACUAUCUGCUUACUGCAAAGUCCUUGUUGACAUUGAGGAUGAGAAUGACAAUGCCCCAGAAAUAACAAUAUCAUCCAUCACCAGCCCCUUACCAGAAAACUCUCGCCCAGAAACACUGGUGGCUGUGUUCAGUAUCAAUGAUCAAGACUCUGGAGACAAUGGUAGAACUGCCUGCAACACUGACGCAAACCUGCCCUUUAUCCUAAAACCCACUGAGAACAAUUAUUACCAUCUGGUGACUCAACAGCCAUUGGACAGGGAACAAAUGUCAGAAUAUAAUAUCACCAUCACAGCCACUGACCAAGGUUCUCCCAGGCUCACCUCAAUGACAGUUAUUAACAUUCACAUUUCAGAUGUCAAUGACAACUCUCCAAUGUUUGAAAGAACUUUCUAUGAUUUCCAGUUACGAGAAAACAGCAUUCCAGGUCUCCUCAUUGGAUCAGUCCGUGCUGUGGAUGUGGACACCGAACACAAUGCCAAAGUGACCUAUUUGCUGUUGCCUGGGAAAAUCAGGGAUGGGCCUGCAUCUUCUUACAUCUCCAUCAACUCUGAAACUGGGAACCUGUAUGUCAUUCAAUCUAUAGAUUAUGAGGACAUACAGGACUUCCAGGUGACAGUGAGAGCUGUAGAUAAAGGCUCUCCUCCACUGAGCUCACAAACAAUGGUCCAAGUUCUUAUCACAGAUGAAAAUGACAAUGCUCCCUUCAUCCUCUGCCCACUUCAGAACAGCACUUCUCCAUCAAGUGAUCUGGUUCCCAGGGCAGCAGAGACGGGCUACCUGGUCACCAAAGUGGUGGCAGUGGACAGAGAUUCAGGGCAGAAUUCUUGGCUUUCCUAUCAGUUGCUGAAGGCCACAGAUCCAAGUCUCUUCACUGUGGGGACUCAGAACGGGGAAGUGAAGACCACGAGGCCGGUGACCAACCGCGAUAAUUUCAAACACACUCUUAUUGUGGCAGUUAGAGAUAAUGGCCAUCCUCCUCAGUCUGUCUCUGCCACACUGAGAAUUCUUCUAGUGGAUGGCUUCUCAGAUCCUUACAUGAAAAUUAUGAAUAAUCCUAAGGGUGAAGUCCCACAGGAGGGAGAUCAUACCCUGACAAUGUAUUUGAUUAUCUGCUUGGUUGCAAUCUCAUCCAUUUUUCUGCUUUCUGCCAUGGUGUUUAUUGCAAACAAGUUUCAGAAGCGAAGGACGUUCAUAGGGUCUUCUAAUUCUGCAUCUAAUUUCCCUGUGAGACCGAAUCUGCAAGAGAACUGUGUGGAUCCUAAUAUUGGGACACCUUCCCAGGCCUACAGCUAUGAGGUGUGCUUAGCCGAUGGCUCUCUGAGCAGUGAGUUCAAGUUCCUUAGACCUCUCUUUCCUGUUUUUACUAUGGAGCAGCCAAAAACACUGCUGAAUCCACAGAGUAGAAAUGAUUUCCAUGAUCUUCCUACUCAAUUGGAGGAAAGGGAGCAGAUAUCUCAGGAAGAGACUGGGAACAUGGAAAAUAGCUUUUGGAAAAGACAAGGUCUGUAUUUCCUUCUUUUUUUCUCAUUCUUUAGAGUAAUGUGUACUUCAACUCGCUUUUCUGUCCCUGAAGAAAAGAAAAAGGGGUUUCUGGUAGCUAAUGUGCUUAAGGAUUUGAAACUGAAAACUGGGGAGCUCUUGAAACGCAAAGCCUGUCUAGUUUCUGAGGGCACUCAGGAAUAUUUUCACCUUGAUAUUCAUACUGGAAAUCUGUUGAUUAACGAUAAAAUAGACAGAGAAGCUUUAUGUGGCCAGAAUGACCCUUGUUUACUUCGAUCUCAAAUUGUGCUAGAAAACCCCUUAGACAUCUUUAAUAUUGAAAUCAAAAUAGAAGAUGUGAAUGACAAUUCUCCCAAAUUUUGGAAAAACAAAGUGGAGCUGGACAUUCCCGAGAAUGUUCCUAAAAGUAUGACAUUCCCCUUGGAAUUAGCUCAAGAUGGGGACUUAGGCGACAACAGCAUCCAAAACUAUACCCUUAGUCCCAAUGAGCAUUUUCAGCUUGAACUACAUAAGAAUGAAGAUGGAAGUAAAAAUAUGUAUCUUGCUCUGAAAAAAACACUAGAUAGGGAGAAGGUGCCACAUCUUGGACUGACUCUGAGGGCUAUUGAUGGAGGAGUGCCACAGAAAACAGGGACAAUGCAAAUUAAUAUCAAUGUUCUAGAUAAUAAUGAUAACUUUCCUCAGUUUAGUAAGUCUGAAUAUAAAGUAAAAAUAAAGGAGAACAUUGUUAAGGGAACGCUGGUGAUUAAAGUAGAAGCUACAGAUCUUGAUUUUGGUUCAAAUGCACAGAUCCUCUACUCAUUCGAUCAAGUGCCUGAAAGAAUAAACAAUUUGUUACAUUUAAAUGAAAGGUCUGGAGAAAUCACCGUUUGGGGACAGAUUGAUUAUGAGAAAGAUAAGAGUUAUAGCAUGAACAUCAGAGCAACAGAUGGAGGGGGACUUCCAGGGCACUGCAAGAUACAUAUAGAGAUAGAAGAUGUGAAUGACAAUGCCCCAGAAGUAUCCAUCAUAUCUCUGACCAGCAUCUUAAAGGAGGAUUCUCCCCCAGACACAAUGGUGGCCCUCUUCAGUGUUAGAGACCAAGACUCUGGAGACAACAGCAAAACGGUCUGCUCCAUGGAGAUGAACCUCCCUUUUGUGCUGAAAGCCACCACAAACAACUUUUAUCAGCUGGUGCUCCAAAGUCCCCUAGACAGGGAGACCCUUGCUGAGUACAACAUCACCAUCACAGCCAUUGACAGGGGCACUCCUAGGCUCACUUCAACAACAAUGAUUAAUGUUCAGAUCUCCGAUGUCAAUGACAACCCUCCACUUUUUGAAAAGUCUUUAUAUGACAUGCAGAUCCGGGAGAAUAAUAUCCCAGGCUUGCUCAUCGGCUCAGUCCACGCUGUGGAUCUGGACACAAAUCUGAAUGCUAAAGUAACUUACUCUCUUUUGCCAGGGGAGGGUGGUGAUGGCCUGCUGCCCUCUUCCAUCUCAGUCAACUCUGAAACCGGAAACAUGUAUGCCCUCCGAUCCCUGGACUAUGAGCAGGUAAAAGACUUCAGGGUUACUGUGAGGGCAACUGAUGGUGGUUCUCCUUCCCUGAGCUCAGAGGUGAUUGUCCGAAUCAUCGUCAUAGAUGAAAACGACAACGCUCCCUUCUUCCUGUAUCCCCUCCAGAACAGCACGUCCCCAUGCAAUGAGCUGGUUCCCAAGGCGGCCGAGGCCGGCUAUCUGGUCACCAAGGUGGUUGCAGUGGAUGGAGAUUCUGGUCAAAACGCUUGGCUUUCCUAUGAAUUGCUGAAGGCCACGGACCCAGCCCUUUUCAGCAUAGGAGCGCAGAAUGGGGAAGUGAAAGCCAGGAGAGCCCUGAACGAGCGAGACACAAACAGACAGAGGCUAGUGAUACUGGUCAGGGACAACGGUCUUCCUCCCCAGACCAGCACUGCGUUGCUUAACGUUCUUCUUGUGGAUGGCUUUUCGGAUCCCUUCCUGAGGAGGGUGGAUGUCAGUGUGCAAGAACCAGAAGAAGAUAAAACUUUGACCACGUAUUUGGUGAUCUGCUUGGCUGCAGUCUCCUUUGUGUUCCUGUUCUGUAUUGUUGUGUUCAUUGUGGUCAAAGUCCUCAGGAAGGAUCCCCAAAGCAACUUCAGUGCUGCGCCUCCUCACUUCCCACCUGCCGGUGCCGAUACCCCAGAGAACUGUGCUGAUUCACAGAAUGGGUCACUUUCCAGGGCUUACCGUUACGAUGUUUGUUUGACUGGUGGAUCCUUAAGUAGUGAGUUCCGAUUUCUCAGGCCCUUCAUUCCUGUGUUUUCGGUUGGAGAUGUUAACGUCCCAGGGAACUAUAAGACUUCCUCUGGCCCUCAAGACACACCUGAGCAGGUUGCAGCUAACGGCACAAAGGAAGAGGCCAAAGUUCCUUUGUCUGAAGAUUCUGCUGCCAGAUCUGGAGGCCCAAGUUGCACUGUAAAUCAAGCAAUAGGUGCAAAUAUGAACUCUGGUCAAAGUGACUGGCUUUCCUACCACUAGAUGACAAUAACCAACUCAGCCCAUCAUUCUGUCUCUGUCAGAAGAUACAUGCAAGAAUCCUCUAGCCAGAAAAGAAUGGGCCCUCUGUAUCAAAGAACAUCAGAUAGAAACUUUGGAAACUCAACUGAAAAUAACAAGAAUGCCCUUGUGCUUUUCCCAUUCAUUUUAAACGAGUUUGUGUGGAAUAAUAUACAAAUGGAUUAUACGCAUACAUUUUACCUAAUGGAGUCCUUGAUGCUCUCUGAGCUUGGUUGUUUGCUUGCAGACAUUUCAUAGCCUAACUUCAUCAGCUAAAGAUGUUGCCUAGGCUAGCACUGAAGAUGUUGCUUAGUCGGGCAAUGAAAUGUCCGCAAGCAAACAACCAAGUUCAGAGAGCACCAAGGACUCCACAGUUCAACCCUGAGCUGCAGAUAUUCUCUUCUGUUGGUAUUUUACCUAAUAUAUAACUGCUUUGUUAUUUCUGCUUUGUAGAAUUUUACAAUAGGCUACUGCCUUUUUGACCUAGGAGACUCAGCUGCAUGUUUAUUGUUGUGAUUCUUCUUUGGAUUAUGAUUUAUGAGAUUAUGCUGCUCUUCAUAAAAUAUUUUAAGUAGCUAUACCAAUUCCUUGGACAUUUUAUGCAUUUAACUAAUAAAAUGUGCCUACAUAAAAGUUCUUGUAACGCAAGUGAUUGAGUAUACUUAGUAAGAAAAAAGAGAAUGAACAUGGGAGCUUUGCAACAGAAGAAUUAAUUUUCUCAUUUAUUUCAAUGGUGUUUUGCCAGUGAUGAAGCUCAUCAUUUCCUAGGUGCACCUAAGUCUAAAGUUAUGUUUGAGAUAGCAACUUUUACAAUACCCCUACACUACCUGUAGAUGUCUAUAUACAGAACACAAUUUUACUAAUAAACCAUUAUUUCUGAGUUCCUGCAAUCACAAUGUACAAUGCUAAAAAGCAUACUACAAGGUAAUCAGUUCUCCUUUGGAAAAAGUGGAGCGAAUUACACACAAAUUGAAAAGAGCAUUGUGCCCUCUGUGUUGUUAUGGUCAGGAGGACCAAAGAAGCUCCCCUCAGUCAUUUGCUGCCCUUUAAGAUCUGUUCACUUGUGGUGAUCAGAUUUAUUCUAGUGAUAACUGAGAUUUAAUUCCAAUAUUGACAGUGCUUUCUACAGCAAAAAAGGGUAAUUCAAUAGUAAAUCCAUAAGAAAGUGCUACCAUUAAAGACCACUUUUUAAAAAUCCUAUAUGUUUUAUUAUGACAUGAUUUCCUGGUUUUGUGCUUACAUAGUUGAAUGAAAUGUCUGUAGAUUUUGUGUUUUACUAAUAGUAUUAUGUUCAAACUAUCACAAAAAUCACAACUGUAAAAAAAUUAAAUCCGUGGAUGAAAAAGAAUAGCAAGUAGUAUUAUAUUGAUGUAGCAGAUUAGAUAGUAAAGGAUGCAAUGCAGAGACAAUUGGAAUCAGCAGGAAAAUACAUUAAUGCUUUAAAGGAUGUGGAGUACAGUACACCCACUUUGUUUUAUGCACUGUUAUCUCUGUGUAAUGGGGAAAUAAAAAUACCACAUACAUAUUGUUAGCCAGAUUUUAAUAUUGUAUUGGUAUCCUCAAAAUUAAUAAAAUUAGUUUGUAAAUUCUUUAAA
Molecule: messenger RNA, 9155 nt
Organism: Candoia aspera
Lineage: Eukaryota; Metazoa; Chordata; Lepidosauria; Squamata; Candoiidae
Product: protocadherin Fat 2-like
Exons: 4
Coding region: 124-7542 (2472 amino acids)
Biological process (GO): homophilic cell-cell adhesion
Cellular component (GO): plasma membrane
Molecular function (GO): calcium ion binding
Source: RefSeq, a predicted model, not a curated record